UUAGUGUUUUGCCACUUUUUUUUUUUUUUUUUGCUGCAUACUCUUUGCAACUGUUGGUUGUUUGUUAGCUAUGUGUUUACUCUCUCUCUUUCUCUCGAUGAAUCCAUCUUCUUCGACCUUCUUAGCCUCGUCACUAUUCUAAACCUAGCUGGAACUGAAUCAGUGAGCUCCUAAAGAAGAAGACAACAAUGAUGCAGACUUGUUGUAUCCAUCAGUCUUUGACUUUCCCUCAUAGAACUCUUCCAAGGUGUGAUGCUUCUUCCAUCGCUAUUAAACCCCCAAAAGUCUGUUUUACUGUUAAAAAACAGCCUUUUGGGGUUUCGAACUUUGUACGGGGAAGAAGAUUAUAUGUGAACUUGAAUGCUAAUGACUCGCACCCAUCCAUGUCUAUGUUUGAAGAAGUAACCUCCCCUGAAAACACCGCGCCGCCGGAAGCUGAGCUUCCAUUUAGUAAAUGGUCACCUUCUAAAUACAUAUGGAGAGGCUUAUCGGUCCCCAUCAUAGCGGGACAGGUCGUUCUCCGGAUACUGAAAGGCAAGAUCCACUGGAGAAACACUCUCCAGCAGCUGGAGAGAACCGGACCCAAGUCUCUAGGAGUCUGUCUUCUGACUUCCACGUUUGUCGGCAUGGCUUUCACCAUCCAGUUCGUUAGAGAGUUUACUAGACUAGGCCUCAACAGAUCCAUCGGUGGCGUCUUGGCUUUGGCCUUCUCUAGAGAGCUGAGUCCGGUCAUCACAUCGAUUGUUGUCGCUGGACGUAUGGGAAGCGCUUUCGCAGCCGAGCUGGGGACGAUGCAAGUCUCUGAGCAGACGGAUACGCUCCGUGUCUUGGGAGCGGACCCGAUCGAUUAUCUGAUCACGCCGAGAGUCAUCGCUUCGUGUUUGGCUCUGCCGUUUCUGACGCUCAUGUGUUUCACCGUCGGGAUGGCUUCGAGUGCUCUGCUCUCUGAUGCGGUUUAUGGGAUUAGCAUUAACAUAAUCAUGGACUCGGCUCAUCGAGCGCUUAGGCCGUGGGACAUUGUGAGUGCUAUGAUUAAGUCUCAGGUGUUUGGAGCUAUUAUAUCGGUGAUUAGCUGUUCUUGGGGAGUGACUACGACGGGAGGUGCUAAAGGUGUCGGAGAAUCUACAACUUCUGCUGUUGUUAUGUCUCUUGUCGGAAUCUUUAUUGCGGAUUUUGUUCUUUCUUCCUUCUUCUUUCAAGGUGCUGGAGAUUCUUUAAAGAACUGUGUGUGACAUACUCUUAUUUUUUUCUGGCUUCUUGAUCCAGUUUGAAUAUUUGUGGUUUAGAUCGGUUCAGUAAAUCAGUUCAAUCCAAAA
Raphanus sativus (radish) is the source of this 1316-nucleotide messenger RNA. Its product is annotated as protein TRIGALACTOSYLDIACYLGLYCEROL 1, chloroplastic. The record is from RefSeq and is a predicted model, not a curated record. NCBI's taxonomy places the organism in Eukaryota, Viridiplantae, Streptophyta, Magnoliopsida, Brassicales, Brassicaceae. Gene Ontology annotation, biological process: phospholipid transport. Gene Ontology annotation, cellular component: ATP-binding cassette (ABC) transporter complex. The coding region runs from base 189 to 1232 and encodes 347 amino acids. The transcript is spliced from 3 exons.